GAGUGGAGCCCGUGCAUAUGUGGAUGGGGGUGAGUGAGGUGUGACAGCUGAGUGUUCGUAGUGAUGGAGGAUUUGAGCGAACUGCGGUCUGAAGCUGCCGCGUGGCUUGGUACCAUCCAAGUUAGUACUGCGUGUCUAAGCAAGGUGGUGGCGACCUUGCGAUCUGCGGCGGCCGAAAAGAUGACGCCGUUGCUCACGUGGACCCGGAGGAAGCAGCGAAGCAUGAUGGAGAUUACAKGGGGGGUGGAGGGGGGGCCACCGCCCUGUUUGAAAGCGUGUAUUGAUGGGCCACGAUCGCGCGAUUUGAUGCGGUGCUUCUACGAGGAGCUUGAGGAGGGGCAAGUUCUCUGCGCUGCAUUAGAAGAUCGAUGGUACGAUGAUGCUGAUAAUCUCGUGGAAGACGAUCUGGCCAAUUACACCAACGCUGGAGACGAUCAGGAUAAUAACACUAUCGCCGACGACACCAUCAUGACCAACAGCAACAACGAUAACGAUCUCGCCCGCCUCGCCGAUGUCUACAACAACAACAACAACAACAACAACAACAACAAUAACAACAACAACUACAACAACAGCAACGACAAGAACAAGAACAGUAACAAGCCAAUAUUGCCUGUGACCAGCUCGCUCAUUUCUUCACAAGCCAUGAACAGCAACAUCAACAACUACACCAUGCCUGUGACUGUGCCGCUGGUAUCUACACAGGCCACGAGCAUCGACAGUGACAACUACAGCAACAAUAAGGAGGCUGCGCAUGGCAGUGCCAUGGAUAGAAGGAAGCGGUGUUCGUGCGCGGCAGGGAGCAACGAUAUCUACAACAAUAACAAUAUCGGCAGAUAUGGUGAAGUAUCUGCGUAUGGUCAUUUUUCUUUCUCCCCCCUCCCUCCCUUCCUGUUUUCCUUUUCGUGUGAUUCUGGCGUUGAUUGGGGAGACGGGCGAGAGGGUCAGCCGAAUGGAGUGCUCAGCAAACAGGAGGGCGGUGUGGGGGUGUGGGGAGUGGGAURGUGGCGUGAGGGGGUAGGAUAGCGAAYGCUGGAUCAGCCAGGUUGCAGUAGAGUAGGCAUCCCCUCCCUACCAGGGUUUCCCAGCCCUACCUGUCUGCUCCCCAUCAUACCCCACCAUACUCGAUCUCACUGGUCCCGAUAAAAUGCUAUGCAUCUCACUACCCCCCAAAUACUGACUGCAUGGGCUGGGUGGGGGGGGUACCAAGUUGGGGGUGCAAAGGCCAGCAGCAAAGUAAAAGAGAAACAGUUGGGCAUAUUCCCUGUGAGUCCCCCAUUCGACCAGCGGAUCAUCAUCCUUUCUCACAGUUACCCCUUCAUCAUCUGGCACUUUUCAUAGCUGCCUUCCUGACAUAUCAUGCUGCUACCCAAAACGAUGCAUGCCAAAGCACGUGAGUCGUCAACGCAUGCAUCUUGAUAUCCGUGCGUCUUGCCCACACAAAAAAUUGUCAAGGCACGUCACCACCAUCAUCUGCACUGUACUGACCAUAGCUGCCUUAGUGACAAAUCAUGCUACCCAAAAAGAUGCAUGCCGAAGCACAUGUGUCGUGAUUGCAUGUAUCUUGAUACUCCUAACACUUCCUAUGUCUAGUCCCAAACAAAAUUUGUCUGUUUCCACUGUGCUCUUCAGUGUGCCCUUCGUCUCAUUUCGCAAGCAUACCAGACACAUAUUCCCGACCAAAAUUUGUGUGUUUCCACUGUGUUCUUCAGUGUGCCCUUCGUCUCAUUUCGCAAGCAUACCACAUACAUAUUCUGAUGAACCAAGCAAAAUGGCAUGCAGAACGACAGGGAGAGGUGGCAACAAGAGUGACGCUACCUUAGCGGACUAAACACAGGUGAAAUCCGGGGGUGAAUCCAGGUUACAGCAGGUGAAAUCGGGGUUAACGCAGGUGGAAUCGGGGGGGUUAAACCAGGUGAAAUCGCGGUUAACGAAGGUGGAAUCGGGGUUAAAACAGGCGAAAUCCAGGUAACGACGUAACGUAUAAAUCCCCUCGUACUGCAACGGAGUCCGGCCACACAAGCACAACCUUCAUUCAACCCUGGUUAACUCCGUGCCAGCAGCCGCGGUAAGAUGGCGAGGAAACACUUAGAACAAAAAGCUUUCGAAACGUGCCGAACCUACAGGCAUUCCAGUGUUACAGUGGGUCAUCCGAAUGGACAAACUAAUAAAGAACUGAUACAACUGAAUGAAUGAAGGCGAUAAUUAGUGAAAAAGGACGGAGAAAACGCAGAAAUGCAAGAGAAUUAGGAGGAGGUGGGAUAGUCGGAUUUGGCCGGCCGUAUGCCGACCAACAAUUUGAUGCCUGAUUGCUUGGAACAAGGAAGCAAGUUCAGUCAACAAAACAAAAGCGGUGUAAAUCAGGAAAAACAAUGGGUGGGAAUACACAAUCGGUGCCCAUCUGAUUGCGUACCCAUUUCGCAAGGCGUAGUGAAUCAUUGAGCGGAGAGACGAAAUGAACAUAACUACACGGA
Messenger RNA from Chara braunii, 2474 nucleotides. Lineage: Eukaryota; Viridiplantae; Streptophyta; Charophyceae; Charales; Characeae. The record is from the annotation of a GenBank genome assembly.